Molecule: messenger RNA, 2007 nt
Organism: Malassezia globosa CBS 7966
Lineage: Eukaryota; Fungi; Basidiomycota; Malasseziomycetes; Malasseziales; Malasseziaceae
Product: putative acid sphingomyelinase
Exons: 2
Coding region: 1-2007 (668 amino acids)
Molecular function (GO): phosphoric diester hydrolase activity
Source: RefSeq, a predicted model, not a curated record
AUGAGGUGGUUGACCGCAGCGGCAGCCCUGGCCGUUACACUCGCGUCCAGCGCGUUGGCCAUUGACACGACGUCCGGCACACCCGUGUACACGGCGAGCAAGUCGUUCCCGACAAGCCUGUUCCCAUCGAUGGACUACAUGCCAAAGAGGAUGGAGGGCGAGCCGCGCCCACACAUCACGAAGGAAGGCGGCAAGGGUAGCUACCCAGACUCGCUCGUCAACCCACGCAGCCUUCCGACAGCGCCACCCAAGAGUGAGACGCUGCAGGCACAGCCGCACCGCGGCACGGCUGAUCUUGACCAGCUGAUCAAGUCCGUGUGGGAAGUCGCCAGCAAGCUCUUCAAGCACGACAAGGCGUCGUCGCUGACGUGCAAUCUGUGUCGCAACGUCCUUGAUUCUCUUCAAAAGAUCGCUCGCACUGAUCCAGACACGAUCCCCGACCUCGCCGGUUCUCUUUGCGAGGCAUUCAAUAUUUUCGGCUUGGCCGGCUUCCACCAAGAGUGCAAGCGCACGCUCUCCAAGGACGUGUUUGGUGGUGCCAUCACGCAGGUGCUGUCGUACGCGAACUUCACAGAUGGCGCACCUGACGCUUUGACAGUAUGCUCGCAGUUCUCAUUCGCUCGGUUCUGUGACCGGCCGGACGUGAGUCUAUCGGAAGACUUCCUGAACGACUGGUUCCGUGGUCAACGCCAUGCACCGAAAGACGUCAUCGAUGACUGGCACAACAAGCGCGAGAACGCGUACAAGAACUACAACCCGAAGGACAACCUGCGUGUCGCGCACGUCUCGGACCUGCACUUGGAUCCUCGCUACUUUGUCGGUGGUGAGGCCGACUGCACGUACGGCGCCACUGUGCAGUGCUGCCGCUCGAACAGUGUCAACUUCCUCAAGUUCCAGGACCACUUUGUCGACGGAACACUGAGAGACGACCAGAUCAUGCACAAGGCCAACUACUGGGGAAGCUUGAAGUGCGACACGCCGUGGGCACUGCUCGCGAGCUCCAUGGAGGCGCUCAAGCACGUCGGGGGCGACAAUGGCUACGACAUUGCGCUGUUCACCGGCGAUCUGGUCGCCCACGACGACCCGUACCGGUACAGCCACGACUUUGUCAAGUACUCCGAGCAGGCGCAGUUCGACAUGCUGAAGCACUACCUGGGCAACACGCCGCUCGUUCCCUCGCUCGGUAACCACGACACGACGCCGCUCAACUGCAUGGCUGCCUCGCAGUGGUACCCAGACAACCUGCAGUACCAGUGGGACUGGGACCUCAACUACGUCGCGGAACUGUGGAAGAACCGCGGCUGGGUUAACGACAACGCCGUCAAGGAUAUCAAGGUGCACCACGGUGCCUUCUCCAUGAAGCCCCGCAAGAACCUGCGUGUCGUGUCCCUCAACACGGACUUCUGGUAUGUGGCGAACUUCUACAACUACAUCCACAGCUCGAACCCAGACUUUAGUGGCAUGUUGCGUUUCUUGACGGACGAGCUGCUUGAGGCAGAGAAGAACCGCGAGCGUGUGUGGAUCAUUGGCCACGUGCUGUCCGGCUGGGACGGCUCCCAGGCUCUUGCGAACCCGUCGAACCUGUUCUACCAGAAUUGUCAGCCGAUUCGCUCCACAGACGCUCGAUUGCCCGAGUUUGAUGAUCUCGUCGACUCGAAGGCGGACCACGGCCCAGUCUGGCGCAAGCUGUACUCGGCUCGUGACACGUACGGCGACUUUCACGCAAGUGUGCAGGCCAACUCGUACUCGGCUGGUGUCAACCUCGACGGCACCAAGUGGCCAAAGAAUGCGCCGCUCAACGGCACGUUCUGGGCCGCCCUUACCGACGAGAUGGAGCAGCGCCCUGAGCUUGUCGAGACCUUUGCCUUGGUGGGCACUCGUAUGAGCCCCAUCGCCAGGCGCUGCAAGGACAAGAAAUGUGCGAAAGCCAACGUCUGCUAUAUGCGUGCCGGUUCCGCGAAUCUCGGCGAGAAGUGCGACGGCAUGUACAGCGCCUUUGGUCGCUAA